AUGACCAGGAGCAAGGAUGCCUACUCCUCUGGGGUGACCAACGUGGUGGAUGCAGCCAAAGGCGUGGUCCAAGGAGGAAUGGGCAUGGGCCAGUCUGAGCUCUCCAGCGCCAAGGAGGUGGUGACCAGUGGAGUCACUGGGGCACUGGGUGUGGCCAAAGGAGUCGUCCAAGGGGGGUUGGAUACCUCGAAGUCUGUGGUCAUGAGCACCAAAGACACCAUGGCAACUGGGAUCACUGGGGCCGUGAACGUGGCCAAAGGGGCCGUCCAGACAGGUGUGGACACCACCAAGACCAUGCUGACUGGCACCAAGGAUGCCGUCUGCAGUGGAGUGACUGGAGCAGCAAACGUGGCCAAAGGGGCAGUCCAAACUGGCCUUGACACCACCAAGACUGUGCUGACCGGCACCAAAGACACAGUGUCCAGUGGGGUGACCGGGGCAACAAAUGUGGUCAAAGGGACCAUCCAGACUGGCCUUGACACCACCAAGACUGUGCUGACUGGCACCAAGGACACUGUCUGCAGUGGGGUGACUGGGGCAGCAAAUAUGGCGAAAGGGGCUGUCCAGGGAGGCCUAGACACCACCAAGUUGGUCCUCACUGGCACCAAGGACACAGUGUCUGCUGGGGUCACUGGGGCAGCAAAUGUGGCCAAAGGGGCCGUCCAGACAGGCCUUGACACCACCAAGACUCAAGGUGAGACACGAGGCGGAGGGUACAGAACCGUCUCACGGGAGCUCGGGGAGAUCUUCCAGCCCAUGAGCAUGGAGGAGCAAGCUCAGCUGGCUGCCUCCGAGCCUGGGCCAAAGGUGCUCUCGGCUGACCAGGGGAGCUACUUCAUCCGCCUGGGUGACCUGGCACCUGGGUUCCGCCAGCGCGCAUUCGAGCACACCCUGAGCCACCUGCAGGACAGCCAGUUCCAAGCCCGGGAGGCGAUGGACCAGCUCCAGGACUCCUUCCGGCUGAUCGAAAAGGGCAAUCAGCCGGGGCCAGACCAGGGUUCGAGCAUUGGAGCGGCAGGAACCAGUAACCGAGAGGUGGACGACACCGAGGUGCUGUCCAGGGUCCGUGGGCUUCUCCGGCAGCUGCACGUGGCCUACAGCGGCCUGGCCUUGGGCCUGCAGAGCCUGCCUAGCGAGUCCCAGCAGCAGGCGGCGCGGGCGCGGCACAGCCUCUGUGAGCUCUAUGGCGUGGUGUCUGUAGCCGGCUCCCUCAGCGAGCUGCCGGCCGAGAGCCUGGCACAGAGCUUCAAGGGCGUGAGCCAGGCAUGGCAGGGGCUGGAGCAGCUGCUGGUCCAGGUGCAGCACAGCCCCCCGCUUGGCUGGCUGGUGGGGCCCUUUGUGCUGCCCCCAGGGGCACAGCAACUGUAG
This is a messenger RNA of Trichechus manatus latirostris (Florida manatee), 1368 nucleotides long. RefSeq names its product perilipin 4 (gene PLIN4). NCBI's taxonomy places the organism in Eukaryota, Metazoa, Chordata, Mammalia, Sirenia, Trichechidae. Gene Ontology annotation, cellular component: plasma membrane. Bases 1 to 1368 code for a protein of 455 amino acids. The transcript has 5 exons. The record is from RefSeq and is a predicted model, not a curated record.